This is a messenger RNA of Mycena indigotica, 900 nucleotides long. Its product is annotated as SAM domain-containing protein. NCBI's taxonomy places the organism in Eukaryota, Fungi, Basidiomycota, Agaricomycetes, Agaricales, Mycenaceae. The transcript has 5 exons. The record is from RefSeq and is a predicted model, not a curated record. Bases 16 to 900 code for a protein of 294 amino acids.
UUCUGCCACCAUAACAUGGCUGGCAACUACCCCUCCCCCUCCCUUCCCCCGUCGCAGAGCUUGGCCGUCGCCGCCCCCUUUGAGGACCCUGAUAAUUGGGGAAUGCUUGGAGCUGACUAUGGCACUGAACAUGCCAAGGCUAUUCCCCGGUACACCACUGGUAUACCCAUCCCUGGCACUAAUUAUAUGUGUGUCAUCUGGGCCAACCGUUCGACGAUGAUAUCCGGCGUCUGGCAAUACCACAUUGCGCAGGAACAGUCUCCUCUGGUUCCACUGGCCAUUUCUUCGUUGCAAAGGAAUGGGGUGACUUUCAUGUGGUGCACCAUGGGUGAUUGGCAGAAUGAACCGGACGCGGGGGCAUGGUCUACGACUAAGACGCUACUCGGGACACCGGGUCAUCUCGUCGGUCUGAAAAUCAAUGGUAAACGCUACGAGGCUAGUGAAGCCUUCCCGGACGCCCCCCGGCACGACACGCGCCUCGUGUAUAUCAUUCAUAUCAAUACCACUUCUUGGACGCGACCUGGCGACGCUCAAAGACAACGAGCGAGAUCGAGAAGUCGAUGGGCGGAUAUUGGUCCGAAUAUCAGAGUCGGCGACGGAGAGUUCCAAGAGAACCGCGACGGAACCAUGCAGCAAGUGCACCAAAAGUUAACUGAUGAGCUCCUCAAGCUCAAUCUAUCUUCGCAACGUCCACCACUCUAUACCUCCACUCACGUCCCCAAUGCCGCAACCGACCCGCUUUUCGCCACUCUUCGGCAGAGUUUUUCCUGGACCUAUUUCCUUUCCGACUUUCCUGCUCAUCAUCUCGCGGGAAUGCGGAAUACGUACGAUGGACUGGCGAUGUGGCCAGCUGGUGGACGCGAUGGUAGUGGGGUGGGCGGAGGUGGUGGUGUGGAUUGA